AGGCAUUACCCAUCACUUUAAAUACUGUUGCUUUUAUUUCAACUGGCCCACUGUGACAACUAGAAAAGCUCCUGUGACAAAAUUCAAGAAAAUCUGGUAUAAAUGAGUAACAACUCGACAUGCAUCCAGCCCUCCAUGGUUUCUACCACAGCUUUACCCAUCACUUACAUGUUUUUGUGUGUUGUUGGUCUCUUUGGAAACUCACUUGCUCAAUGGGUAUUUUUAACAAAAAUAGGUAAGAAAACAUCAACACAUGUCUACCUGACAAACCUUGUGACUGCAAACUUACUUGUGUGCACAGCCAUGCCUUUCAUGGGUACCUAUUUCUUGAAGGGUUUCUAUUGGAAAUAUCAGUCUGUACAAUGCAGACUGGUCAAUUUUUUGGGAACCCUAUCUAUGCAUGUAAGCAUGUUUGUCAGCCUCUUAAUUUUAAGCUGGAUUGCCAUAAGCCGCUAUGCCACCUUAAUGAAAAAGGAAUCCUUGCAAGAGGCCACCUCAUGCUACGAGAGAAUGUUCUAUGGUCACUUACUAAAAAGAUUUCGCCAGCCCAACUUUGCCAGAAAAAUGUGUACUUACAUAUGGGGAGUUGUGCUGGUCAUAAUUAUUCCCAUUAUCCUAUACUACUCAGUUGUAGAGGCUACAGAAGAAGGAGAAGGACAGUGCUACAAUCGGCAGAUGGAACUGGGAGCCAGCAUCUCUCAGACUGCGGGUCUCAUUGGAACCACGUUUAUUGGAUUCUCAUUUUUAGUAGUAGUGACAUCAUAUUAUUCUUUUGUCAGCCAUCUGAGAAGAGUAAGGACCUGUACCUCCAUUACAGAGAGAGAUUUGACCUACAGAUCUGUGAAAAAACAUCUUUUGAUCAUUCAAGUCCUCUUAGUUGUUUGCUUUCUUCCAUAUAGUAUUUUUAAACCCAUUUUUUAUGUUCUGCACAAGAGAGGAGACUGUCAGCAGCUGAAUUAUUUAAUAGAAGCAAAAAAUAUCCUCACUUGUCUUGCAUCAGCCAGAAGUAGUACAGAUCCCAUUAUAUUUCUUUUAUUAGAUAAAACAUUCAAGAAGACACUAUAUAACGUCUUUACAAAAUCUUAAUUCAUCACAUAUGGUUGGCUUUUGCAUGGAAACCACCACAAAAGAGAAAAGUAUUUAUGUGACUCUAUUAGUGACAUUAAAUUAAAUGAUGAACAUGUCAUAGCUUGGCUGACAAUGGGCACCAAGGAAUUUUUUUUAGUUUUAUAAACAAAUACAGGCAUAAAAUUGGACUU
Microtus ochrogaster (prairie vole) is the source of this 1259-nucleotide messenger RNA. It is a transcript of the gene Gpr82, whose product is annotated as G protein-coupled receptor 82. Gene Ontology annotation, molecular function: G protein-coupled receptor activity. The record is from RefSeq and is a predicted model, not a curated record. Gene Ontology annotation, biological process: G protein-coupled receptor signaling pathway. Gene Ontology annotation, cellular component: membrane. Lineage: Eukaryota; Metazoa; Chordata; Mammalia; Rodentia; Cricetidae.